Messenger RNA from Ilex paraguariensis (yerba mate), 1747 nucleotides. NCBI's taxonomy places the organism in Eukaryota, Viridiplantae, Streptophyta, Magnoliopsida, Aquifoliales, Aquifoliaceae. The record is from the annotation of a GenBank genome assembly.
AUGGUGCCACUACCAGCUCAAGGCCACCUCAAUCAGCUUCUCCACCUUUCCCGUCUCAUCUCAUCCUACGGUAUUCCCGUCCACUACGUCGGAACCACCACCCACAGCCGCCAGGCCAAGCUGCGCAUCCACGGAUGGGAUCCUCUCGCCGCCACAAACAUCCAUUUCCAUGAAUUUCCAACCCCUUCUUUUCUCUCUCCCCCGCCCAACCCUAAUGUCUCCUUCCCAUCACAUAUUUUGCCAUUAUUUUAUGCAUCAUUGAGGCUUCGCGAGCCUGUUGGUACACUUCUACGCUCACUAUCAAAUACAAGUAAAAGAGUCGUCGUCAUUCAUGACUCUCUAAUGGCUUCCGUCGUGCAAGACGUCCCUUCAAUACCGAACGCCGAGUCUUACAGUUCUGAAAGCGUAUCAGCUUUUUUCAUCUCCUUGUUCCACUGGGAAACGGGAAAACCUAUCCCAAUUGAACCGGAAAUAUUAAAAGAGGCUCCAUCUCUCGAAAGUUGUGUGACAUCGGAGUUUAUGGAAUUUUUACAAACACAAGAACAGCACGGGAGAUUCAACUCUGGAUCUCUUUACAACACAUCCAAAUCAAUAGAAGAUCCGUACCUCGAUAUGCUAGCAGAGGACCAGAUUAUUGGAACUAAGAAGCAAUGGGCUAUAGGGCCAUUCCAUCCGGUUGAAAUAUCGAAGGACGAAGGUUCAAAUAGGCGUCAUUCAUGCUUGGAGUGGCUUGACAAACAGGUUCCAAAAUCUGUGAUUUUUGUAUCUUUUGGAACCACCACUUCAUUGUCUGACGAACAAAUCAAAGAGCUUGCAAUUGGAUUAGAACAAAGCGGGCAAAACUUCAUCUGGGUGUUGCGAGAUGCAGAUAAAGGAGAUAUAUUUGCAGGAGAAGUUAGAAAAGCUGAACUGCCAAAAGGGUACGAAGAGAGAGUGGCAGGAAGAGGAAUAGUGGUGAGAGACUGGGCACCACAAUUGGAGAUUCUGGGGCAUCCGUCAACAGGUGGUUUCAUGAGUCAUUGUGGGUGGAAUUCAUGCAUGGAGAGUAUGAGCAUGGGAGUGCCAAUAGCAACCUGGCCAAUGCAUUCAGACCAACCAGCCAAUGCUCUGCUGAUAACAAAGGUGCUUAAAGUGGGUCUGGCGGUGAAGGAUUGGGCUUGCAGACAUGAGAUUGUGACGUCAUUAAUGGUGGAAAAUGCUGUUAAAAAGUUGAUGGCGUCAACCGAAGGAGGCGAGAUUAGGAAGACGGCCGUAGAUUUGGGUGGUUCUAUUCGGCAAUCUGUGGAACACGGCGGAGUUACUCGUAUGGAGUUGGAUUCUUUUAUUAGUCACAUCGCUAGAUAGAUUUGUUUGUCCCCACAUCAGCAAGUGGGCUGUAGAAUUAUGUGGUUCUACUUCUAUAGUGAUUUGUCUCUUUUUGCCUAGCCAACAUCCUUGAAUCUUCACAAGCAGAUACAAAAACAUCCCUCUCCUAUAUAGUUUACAUUCAAGAUUGAAACUUUUUACUAUGGGGGAAAAAUAAUAAAAAUUCUUAAUCUCACCAAUCUCUUAAAAAUUCUUCAAUGUUUAAAGAAUGGAAUAUUAAAAAAAAGGCAAUAAUCUAAUCCUUCACACAUGGAAAUAAAAUGAAAUAUUUAUAGAAGUGAUUUUUGUUCACGUAUAGUUAGACGUCUUUUGAAUUAGUGGUUGUAACGUCAACUCAGAAAUAAAUGUAAUCUUUUGGAACCCAAACAUUUACCUUGAGAGA